GAGAAGCGUUAUUGUGGAAAGUUCAGAAGAUAGAAGCAGGAGAUAAGAUAGUGUAGUAGUAUGUAGGAGCAAUGCACAAUGUAGUAAUCUCAACAUUAUGUGGGAUACUGCCACAACCAUGUGGGACGCCUCAUUUCCUGCGAUCUUCCUCAAAUUUUCAUUUUCAUUUCUUUUUCACUCGUUCUUUUUUCUGCAUCUUAUAUCCCCCAUUCCUCGUUCUUUCAGUUCUUUCAGUUCUUUCUCCUUUACAAUCGAGUCGUCAUCCUUGGUACAUCCACGGUUCAAACCUGUUCUGCCUUGCCACUUGCUUGAUUAUGCGCCUUGCGACGGUCCUUUAUCUCUACGCUUCGCCUUCUCAGUUGCUCGCUUUUUGAUCGAGCUUACAAUUCUUCACGCAUUCACAUUCACAUUCGUAUAUCCCUAUAUCGAGCUAUUCAAAACAAUAAUACAAUGCGCCACCACCACCACCUCUCUGUCCAAACGGACGCCCAACCUGUCGCAACAACAACCCCCCCGGUAACCCCCAGCACGCCCUUAAAACGAGACUCAAACCCCGCCCAAGACGCGGCAGACACCCUCCUCUACACAGACUCCCUCGACUACCACCACCACCCCGACUCCUCCACCCCCAUCCAAUUCGGCCACGGCGUCUGGAGCGUCGUCUACAAAGCCUCCUCCCUCCCCGCGCCAUCCACCACGGACUCACACUCUGAUCCUGCGCUGAUAACGCCACCGGCCUCGCCAGCCUCGAAAAACCGCAUCGUCGCUGUGAAAUCGCCCAUCAGGAAAGAUGCGCAUGCAGUCUUAGAGUGCGAGGCGAGGGUGCUUACGCGGUUGAGUCUGACACCGGGGGCGGAGCAGUAUAUUGUUUCGUUUCUGGGGUAUCUACCUAGAUCUCAUGCGUUGGUUAUGGGUGCUGUGCCGCUGGCGUUAUCGAGUUAUAUAACAGAAGAAGCGGUUAAGGCGCAGGAACGGCGCAGCACGGCGAACAUGUUUGAGCCUGUGCUGGGUAAACAGCGAUGGGGUAGUCUGACACAGAGACUUAUCUCUGGGCUAGACUGGAUGCAUAACACGGCCGGUGUUGUGCAUGGGGAUAUUAAGCCGCAUAACGUUUUACUGCGGCGGGUAUCUGCUGUUGACGAUGAUGAGGGGUUCGGCUAUGAACCCCUCUACGCGGACUUUUCGUCAGCGCAUGACACUUCCUCUACGACAUCCUCGCCAGCGCCGGGGUCAGCAUUAACGCCGCCCUUUGCAGCGCCGGAAUUGCUUUCUCCGGCUGCGUUGAAGUCGCCUACUGGCGCAACGCCGACAACUGCCUCUGAUGUGUUCUCAUUAGCGGUGACGCUUCUUGCUGCUGCGACGGGGGAUUUGCUGCUGUAUCCUGGGGCGAGUCAUAUGCAGAGACUUGCGAUGGCCCGUGAAGGGCAUCGGGUUGUGGAGUUUGCGAGAUCAGGUGGGAAUGGGACAAGGGUUGCUAGAGGGGGUGUUGUAGAGAGAGUUGUUAGCGGGGCUGUAGUUAAGGAGCCUGCGGAGAGAAUUGGGGCUGGGGAGUGGGUUGAACUGGUUAUGAGCACCUAAUAGAUGGGGUUGCUGUGUUCGGUUAGAUGAUAUAUUGCUUUUGAUACCCUAGAUUUACCUACGAGGUUAUAUGUCCUUCUUGUGUAUAAUUAUCAUACUAUUUUAAUCAUUUCAUUACUGUUUCUUUUCUUUUCUUUUUUUUUUUUUU
Aspergillus ruber CBS 135680 is the source of this 1726-nucleotide messenger RNA. Its product is annotated as protein kinase domain-containing protein. Gene Ontology annotation, biological process: protein phosphorylation. Gene Ontology annotation, molecular function: ATP binding; protein kinase activity. Bases 451 to 1578 code for a protein of 375 amino acids. Lineage: Eukaryota; Fungi; Ascomycota; Eurotiomycetes; Eurotiales; Aspergillaceae. The transcript has a single exon. The record is from RefSeq and is a predicted model, not a curated record.